Molecule: messenger RNA, 2363 nt
Organism: Schizosaccharomyces octosporus yFS286
Lineage: Eukaryota; Fungi; Ascomycota; Schizosaccharomycetes; Schizosaccharomycetales; Schizosaccharomycetaceae
Product: arrestin/PY protein 2
Exons: 3
Coding region: 138-1922 (594 amino acids)
Biological process (GO): ubiquitin-dependent endocytosis
Cellular component (GO): cytoplasm; plasma membrane; cytosol
Molecular function (GO): protein-macromolecule adaptor activity; ubiquitin protein ligase binding
Source: RefSeq, a predicted model, not a curated record
UUUCUCUUACAGACGGGUAUCUUCGUGUCAAUUGUUUACAACAAGAACCUCUACUAACGGAAAACAACUAAAAAUUACUUCAAAACAAAUUCAUAUAGUCGAUUUUUGCCUCUGGUAUAAGCCAGAUAAUAUUAUGAAUGAAUACGAAUAGUCUAAGUAAUCGUCAUAAGAGUCCCGUAAAACUAUUUGAAGUCCGACUAUAUAAUGCAGAAGCGAAUGUAAUCGUACUGUAUGGUGAUUCACUUGACUCGGCUGUCAGAAUAUCAGGUGUCGUAGUUCUUUCUAUCUCCCAGCCUAUACGCGUCCGAAAUAUAAAGCUUCGUCUUGCUGGUAGGUCUUUUGUUUGCUGGUCCGACGAGUCAAAAAAUAACUCCUAUGGGGGAAGUAAAAUCCGGCGUCAAGUAAACCAGAUUUUGGAUCGACAAUGGUCAUUUUUGUUGGGUGAUGGAACAAAAACUAUUCAAGACGGUAAUUACGAAUAUCCGUUCGAUUACCAACUUCCACCAGAUAUUCCAGAAUCCAUUGAAAGAGUACCAGGAUGCCAUAUUAUAUAUACUUUGACAGCAUGCUUAGAAAGGGCAACUAUCCCUUCUACCAACUUGGAGUCUGCAUUGCAAUUUCGUGUCGUCCGAACCAUCCCUCCAAAUAGCCUUGAUCUCAUGCAUUCAGUGAGUGUUAGUGAUAUAUGGCCCUCUAAAGUAAAUUACGAAACGAGCAUUCCCUCAAAGAUAUAUGCAAUUGGCUCUGAAAUUCCAAUUAACUUCAAACUAUAUCCUCUUUUGAAAGGACUUGAUAUCGGGAAAGUAACAAUUGUUUUGAAAGAAUACUGUUCUUUGUUUAUAAAUUCCAAAACAAUGUCUUCGACAGGUCGAAAAGAUUUUAAGCGUGUUUUAGCCAAAAAAACUGUACCCGGCCUUGCAAUGAUUGACGACUGUUGGCAAGAUCAGAUCAGAAUUCCAAUCCCCGAUUCCUUGGGUGACUGUACUCAAGAUUGUGACUUGAACUGUAUACGUGUUCAUCAUAAACUUCGUCUGUCGAUCUCUAUAUUAAAUCCGGAUGGUCAUAUAUCUGAACUUCGCAAUUCCUUACCUUUAUCUUUGGUAAUUUCGCCGGUCAUGUUUGGUGCUAGAAGGUCUGAGGGUCUUUUCACGGGAGAUCAUGCCUCUUAUGUGAAUGAGAAUGUCUUACCUAGUUAUGAUCGCCAUAUUUUUGACGUUCUUUGGGACGCCGUUCCUUCCGAAACCGCGCCUGCACUUAGUGAAGCUACUACGCCCAACACUAGUCGGAGAAAUUCUUCGGACCUACCAACUAGCCCUACUCUUAGUAUUAACACAAACGCAAAGGCGCUUCCAAACAAUCAGGCCGUAUAUUCUCCUUCUUUAGGGUCUCAACCGAGCUUUUAUAUCGAAAAUUCAACUCAAUCUCCCUCGGAUAGAACUGAAUUCCUUUCACCUAUAACUUCCCCGAUGGCCCCAUUUUCCGGUGCUUGUCGUAGAGCUGCUCGUUCUAGAGCCAAUAGUAUGUCUUCAUCUUUCGGUGGGCCUCAAAUACAAAACUUACAGUCUGAGAAUCCUCUCUCGGGAUCUAUGUCUCCCAAUAGCACCCUACCUGUGCGUAGUGUGUCUACCUUAAGUUUACAGGAGUUAGGUAAAUUACCUCCUUACUAUGAAGCACAUUCGGCUUUCUCGAAUGUACUCCCUCUUGACGGACUUCCUCAUUAUGAACAGGCUACGAAGCCAUUAAGUCCGACCCCGUCCCUGCAUGGCAGUCAAGCUUCGACUAUUAUUGCAACAUCUACACCUACACCAGCACCUACUGUCCGUGUUUCACCGAUAGAAACUCCUACUAGAAGUCCACCUCGUCCGGUUACAGUUAUCAAAAGUAAAUCCUCCAGUAAUUUGACACGCCGUGGCUUGGAUUGACAGUCUUUUCAUCAUUUAUUGUUGUUUAUUCUUUCUCUAGCUUAUAGACUAUGGUUAAUUUUUGACGUCUUCGUCAUCGAGACUAGAAGCAUCUACCACAUGUCUUUAAAGGCUUUUUUCCGAGUGCGAGUGUUUUUUUAUAUUGUCGUUUUAACCAAACUUUGUUGAUAUUUAAAUGCUUUGUAUAUAGCAACAAAUGAACUUAGUACUCGAACUUGGAUUAUUUGGGAUAAAUGGUGAUUAUCCUUGUAAACAAUUUCUUUUUUUUUUACAAAAAAAAUCAAAAAACACAAAGAAUAUCUAAGAGAAUUGAAAAAGAAAAAUCCCUUUGGCAUCUAUUUAUAAUCGACUAAUGACUGCAUUUAUAAAAUACUUUACAAUGAUCAUUAUCCGUUGAAUUAAAUUAAAAUUAAAUCUCAAAAAUGUUAAAUUUCUAUCUGU